UUCACGUACCAACAUGGCGUUGCUGAAAGUAUCAAGUCGUAGCUCUCGAGACCUUUUUGCUCUCUCAGUGGUGCUUUUGUUCCACUUUUUUGUUUCUCCGUGCCUGGCAGCUCCAUUGACCGUCACACAGGGAGAAUUAAAAGCAACAACCCAACAGGGAAAUUCAUCCAUAAUCAUCCCUUCGACGGCUGCAAAUAAGGAUCAAGUUGCCGCAAAGCAAACCUCUGCCCAACUUGCACCCUCAGCUCCCAAUACUCCAUCAAAAACGUCCAACACCACCAACGAUACAAACGCAGCAACAGCGGCGCCGGCAGCAGAUGAAUCUAAGCGCAACCCCGCGGUAACCGUUUCUCCUAAAACAUCCCCGGAAAAUGACAAGGCGCCAGGAGUCAACACUAACAACACCUCAGCGACCGGCGUGAAGCAAAACCCAGUCAGUGCAGGAGACCUGAAACCAGAUGAGGUGAAGGUGAAACCAGAUGAGGUGAAACCAGAUGACGUGAAAGUGAAACCAACAAAGACCCCGGAAGCUGCGCAGCCCACCAACAGUCUCGCCACUGUGUUAAUGGUCACUGACUCGGACACCGCCUCUCAGAACCCGUCCCUGCUGGAGAAAGAGCCCAUCCUUCUGACAGCCACCGAGAGGGGUCCCAAGCUACCCAUAGACCUGGAUAGUUAUCCCGACGAUGGGGAUGAUGGGGAUGACGACUACACGUAUGAUGGCGCUGCUAACCUCAGCAACGAUUACCAGCAGGAAGCCAUCAAUGAAAACAAAGACCAGCCUGUUGCUCACCCGACGCCGUCGGACGAAACGGAAGACUCUCGAGUGUCCAACGUCUACAACAGCGAUGACCAAGACUCCCACUUCUUCUUCCAUCUGGUCAUUCUGGCUUUCCUGGUGGCCAUUGUCUACAUCGCUUAUCACAACAAGAGGAAGAUCUUCCUCCUGACUCAGAGUCGACGGUGGAAGGACAGUCUGUGUUCUCGCAACACCAUCGAGUAUCACCGCCUGGACCAGAACGUGAACGAAGCCAUGCCCUCGCUCAAAAUGACCCGGGAUUACAUCUUUUGAUUUGGGGGUUAGUGAGUACAUAAAUGUCGGAGCACGUCACGAACUGAGACGACCACAAGCAGAAAGAGUCUGUGCCAGAGUGUCCGACUCAUUCGGUACGAUCCAUCCGGUUUCUGCAUCGAGAGAUUGUUCUUUAUAUUUGUCAUAAUAAUGUUUCUUAUUUUUCUAAAUUAACCGGAUGGAAACUAGCUUUUUUUUUUCCUUUCAUUUCUCCAAGCCUGCCUUCAGUCUAACACACUACACAGGCAGCAGUAUUUGGAUGUUGAUCGGAGCAAAUACUUCAAGGACACUGCAAUGUCGACGAAGUGCUAUGCAAGUCUGGCCUGGCAGAUAACAAACAAACAGAAAAGUUGUGCUAACAGGUAUGUUUUCACUGCGUUUACGUGAUGCAACUUGACCCUUAAAUCAUCUGAACAGAGGCGAGAACACAACACUAAAAACUACAAAGAUGCCAUGAGAGCAUCACGCCUCAGUCACUUUUGUUUCUUAUCCAAAUAUCACUUUAACCAUUUGUUUACUUUUUUGUUGAUAUCAAGUUGUGUUACCUUAGCACCAGUGAGGAAAUGUAUUUGUCCGUAUACUGCUGUAGCUCCUAAACACUUUUUCUUGUGCCAGCAAUCGUGGGCGUCCGUAUAAUAUGGAGACGCAUAUGGUUUCGCUAGAUGCUCAUAGAAACAAACUAUUGACAAAUCUAAACGCCCAAACAAAGAAGUUAGUUUGUUGUGUGCAAAAGAAAACAUAUAAACAAGGAAGACUUGAAGAGCUGAGCCGAGCAAACAAGCAGUCUGUCUAAUGGUUGUAGUCUCGCUGGUGUUUGGGGCCACUGCUGCUGAUAGAUUAGCUUUUCGUGAUACAUUUUGUAUCUUAGUUAUCAGAAAUGGCUCUGUAAUGGCCCCCAGAGGGGGCUCUAUUGAAACUUUGGCUUUGGAGUUGGCGUUAGUGAUAGGAUGCCCGUGUGCUCAGUUGGUACCAGUGGCAUUGUUAAGUUGAAACUGAAUCUUGUGUCAAAGAUUUUUUUGCGCACUAAAGCAAAACGUCUCUGUUUGGUUGAGGAGUCUGGACUUCAUGUCCUGGUGAAUGCUCUGCAACCUAAUAUACAGUCUCGUACAUGUCGUCGUCGUGUCCCGAAACAACCCCACCAGCCAAUUUCCUGAUGAAUUUGUCAAGCUGCCACUGUGUGGAUUCUAAUGUCUGAUGCAAUUGCUGGCGAAAAUAAGGUGGUGGUGAAGGUGACCACAAACGUGCUCAGUUAACAGCAUUAUAGCGGUUUAAAGAUCCCCGUCUUAGACGUCUGCAGGUUUGACUACUAAUCACACUCCUGUUUCGGGGUAUUACUUUUCUAGUUAUACUAAACUUGAUCAUUACUUCCUGCUCUUGCCCUUGUCAGGGCUCUUUGUUUUUUUUGACUUCGAUGAAGUUUCCAAUGUUGUGUUUCGGUUUUGCCUUGUGUCACCAUCUUAGUGGACUUUUCUUGCACAAACAUGUUCCGACCGACACAGUCGCCAUCGCUCACCUGUCAUCUCCAGCUGUCUUGUGCCGACAAAAAGGUACCUUUGCGGCGAUGACCAACGUGAGCUCUGCACUGUGCUGUCGUCCUGUUUGAUGGACGGAGGUGCCUGGGGCGCGGGUGAUGGAUCGACACUUGCUCUCGCAAUCAAUUGUAGAAAAUACUUUUUUCAAUAAAGCACAACUCUUGUAAGGCUGUCCCGAAUUUGUUUUUCUAAUAAUUAUUCGAAUACAAAUCAUUUUGAGGAGUUGGGUUUUGCGUCUUCCUUUUUUCCAUAGGUAGCAAUAUCACUGUUGGCCACAAGGAGACAGUAUAAGCACACAAAUAAUAAGGUGUGUCACGUGUGCUCAGGAGAAUUUAGUUGUCUGGAUUGACGCAGACGUCACGCACGAUGUUGCUCUUCAGUAGUAUCCUCUGUCGCACCGUCUGCUUGUUUUUGCCAACAAGACAUUUAUGAAGUUUCCUCGCCGCUUGUGUUCAACUUUCACAGAAGCUGGGUUUUGUUUAUGUUCGCCGAGGGGUUUUUAUUGAAGUGCUUUUAAUGUCCAGGAUGUUUCGGGCUGGUGGUGUUAGAAUCAAGCGCAGUCAUCCGGGAGAGACUCAGUGUUGCACCCCUCAUUAUGAGGGGCCACUUGAGGUGGCUCAGGUGAGAGGACUGUGACCUGAGCUGCCUACUACCUAAACAUCUUAUUUUUUUCUUUCACAUUUUAAUAGUCUUAACUUUUAGUAUUUGUCCUCAAACAUUUAAUUUUCUCUCACGUUCUUGAGGGUAUAUUGUUAAUAAAAUGUGUAGGUUAUUAAACCACCAUGAAUGCCUUUUAUUACUUAUCUCACUAUGUGAUUCUGCUCUUCUCACGUCUUUAUUUGAGAGUAAAAUGUUUUUUUUUCUCAUCGUGUUAGAUGCAUUUGGUCAAAAUGUUUGGACAUUGCAGUCAUCCAAGUUCCUUGAAAUGACAUGGCACUUUGGAGAAAUUAAUUUUGUUCUAUUUUCACGUGAUCAAUGUAUCGUUUUUGGAGAUGUUUGCCAUCAUUUAAUGUCUCAUCAAUAUGUCAAUUUCUCACCUGAAAGUUCUGGAUAAAAGCCCCCAAGUUGGCCAAACAUUUGACUUAAAGGUGUUUAAGUGGCAAAAUGUGAUAUUCAAGUUGUCAGGAAUGAUGAAAGCCUUUGAAGAGAGUGGCAAAGUUCUACGUGCAUAUCUUUGUUUUGAUUAAUGGCUGCCACAGUCUGUCGCCGCUGCUGAAUGAGUUUGGUCAGAAGCCAAUAAAUCCUUCUUAAAUCAUCCAGCUGCACCGGCAGAGACAGAAAGUCAUUACAACAAGUCGAAUACACACAAACAAAGUUUCCCCACCGUCGCAUCGGUGUUGGAAUUGAACACUUCUCAGUGAUAGAUAUGGGUCAGUGGCUUUUACAGUUUGAUCUGUGUGACCGAGUGUCGGGAAAUUUUCUUUUUAAAUGUCGUGUUGCGAUGUGCAGCAGGCGUUCAAUGUUCAAUGCAGCCAUUUUUAAUGUUUAAUAUUGAAGAAAUUGGAAUAUUUUUACUUUUUUCCUCACUACCUUAUUGGUUUUACUGGGACCACCUUGGGCCUUGAGUAUGGGACACCAAGCCAUGUUGGCUGACGCAGUGACCUCAUUCUCAGAGCUCAGUAGGUGGCGCUCUAUGUUUAUUAUUUUAGCAGCAAUAAAAUGAGAGUGCCAACUAGUGGACUCUGACAAGUUGCUUCAUGAAUCAAAACAAAAAACAUAUAUAAAAUAUUAGCUAUUAUUCAUGAGCUAUAAACAAAAAAACAUUUGAUAAAUUCAGCAAGUACAGUAAAAUAAAAAAGGGGAUAAACAUGACAAAAAAGGCACUUGCUGAUGAAAAUGACAUAUUAAAGCAGCUCUGAAAAUAGCAUUGGCGGGUUCGAGCAAAACAACCUUCGCCGUGUAAUUCCUGAACCGUGAGAGUGACAACCAUUUCUAUUUUCCAUUUCAGUUGACAAACAACCUUGCAUGUCGGAGCAAACCUCUUUUUUUUCUUUUGCUUUGACUUCAUUUGAGUAAAAAAGACAUCAAUCAGUAUUAAUAUUUAUUUUCUCAUGCCUUCAGAGUCACGGGUCGACAUGAGCGAAAACAACUAAAAAUAUUCAGGGGAAGCAAAUUCAUUCCAGCGAAGAGGGGAUUUUAAAAAUCAAUUUGGAAGGAUGAAGAUUGUUUAUGAUGGGCCUGGUGUGUUGAUCGACUGCUGGUGUGAGAAUGUGAUCCACUUUAAAUGGUGCAGAAACACGGCUUCCGUGUUUAUUAUCUGUGAAGUAAAAACUGAAUAGAUGCAGGUUUGAAUCCCAGUGUGGUAACCGCUGUGGACUCUAGUUAUGUUGUGGACCCUCAGUUUUGAGGAUUUGACUCCCAAGGAAGCUUAGGCUGAAGGUUCGGUUGCGAUGCUUCCUGCAUGUUGCCCUGUCAUGGUUGCAGCUGAGUACCACACGGUGAUGAAUGCGCCUGGAGUGGCUUCCACUUCCUCAGUUGUCUUUCUCUCUUGUGGUGUUGCCAUGUUUGCGCCCAUGUUAAGACAUAAACCCGGACUCAGUCCUGCUCAAAUUAAGCAAUAUUUUUCCAGGAACAGGUUUUUAAAUCAACACAUCUAAAUGAAUCUCUUUCAUAAGGAAGGUUUUUCUAUCGAUGUUGAUGGAAUAAAAUGAUGUGUUUAGUUGAGGACUGAAUGACUUAUGCAGUGCGAAAUGGAUGUUUUCAAAAGGAAUUAUGGAGAGCACAAUUUUAUUUAUGGCUGUGGGAAUUCCCACUGUUGUAGUUGUCAGUCUGAUUCAUUUUGGUUUUUCCCAUGUCAGAACUGGGCUAACACGCUGGAAAACAUUCUUUAAAAUCAGAUAAUGUCUUUGAAUAAUUGAUAGAAGUGGAGCAGUGCACCAAGUUCACUUUGGUUUUGAGGCGGCUUAUACGUUCCACAAGUCUCAUCUGAAACACUUCCUGCCUGGUGUAAGAUGUUGCUCCUCUGCAGUACAUGACCCAGUUACGACAAAAAGUGGAACCCCUCAAACUAGUCACCCCGUUCUAUCUUCCUACUUCAGUCCUAAACUGUCCGAACAAUUCCAAUCCAGUUUGUGCUCACGAUGGCGCUGAAACAGCUCCUGUCACUCACAGCCUUUAUCCUCUUGGGGUCCCUCAAGGUUCUGUGCUUGGACCUCUCCUUCAAUUUUACACCUCGACGGCGCAAUUUAAUUGCUCUAUAGACCAGAAUAAAUUCCAGCACUCCACUGGUUCCAUUCCGCUAUCACCGCCAUCCUAAUCUGAGUGGGACACAGACGCGAACUCGCCUGAAACACAUCUGAUUAAACCAGGAGCAUGGAAUCCGUGGUCGUCUUUCUUGUACUUGCAAGUCGAUCACAAUCCGCCACAAAAUUGAGGUGUGAGCUUGAGGGAGCUGCAGAGAUAAAAACAGUCGGGUUGAGGCCAGGGCUUAUCAGGGCUCACGCUGUAGUGAUCAGAUCAUGUUGGCAAGCAGCUCACCGGGAGAGGUCAAGGUGAAACCAGCGCUCAUGUGCUGCACUGCGCUUCAUAACCAGUUCGCUCUGCCACUGAAACACACACAGAGAGGAGUGCAGAAGUGAUCUAGAUCUAUAUAAUACCAUAUAUAUAUAUAUGUAUUACCUUUACUCUCAACCAAACUAAAAUCCAAUUAUAAUA
Messenger RNA from Synchiropus splendidus (mandarinfish), 6258 nucleotides. RefSeq names its product chromosome 17 C5orf15 homolog (gene c17h5orf15). NCBI's taxonomy places the organism in Eukaryota, Metazoa, Chordata, Actinopteri, Syngnathiformes, Callionymidae. The transcript has 3 exons. Bases 14 to 1072 code for a protein of 352 amino acids. The record is from RefSeq and is a predicted model, not a curated record.